Molecule: messenger RNA, 3955 nt
Organism: Branchiostoma floridae (Florida lancelet)
Lineage: Eukaryota; Metazoa; Chordata; Leptocardii; Amphioxiformes; Branchiostomatidae
Product: tetratricopeptide repeat protein 39C-like
Exons: 14
Coding region: 174-2126 (650 amino acids)
Biological process (GO): cilium assembly
Molecular function (GO): protein binding
Source: RefSeq, a predicted model, not a curated record
GUAGUCGUCCAAAUCACGGAUCACGAGAGGUCAUAUGAAAAAUGGCGGAACCGGCGACGAAUCUCAGCAAGAACUGCUGACACACUUUCAGAUUUCUCUUCCGUCUUGCCUUCCUCGUCGACGUAACGCCUCCUCCUUCAGCCCUUAAGAUUUUCCGGCACUUCUAAGACAAGAUGGCGGAAGGAUUCGCGAAGAACGGGAUGGAACCGAUCGAGUUUGACGACGUAAGGCUCGCGCUUGCCGGUAUCAACCUGAUGCUGAACAACGGCUUUCAGGAGUCAGAUAUGCUCUUCAACAAAUACAGACAGUACAGUCCAUUGAUGAGUGCAGGGGCCAGUUUUGUUAGCACCAUGCAUGCUGUUAUGACAUUUGAAGAAGAGAAGAUCUCAGCUGCCAUGCAAAUGUUGAAGUCGACAGAAAACCUCUGCGCAACGGACGAAGGCUUCUUGGAGUCCAUCAAGAGCAAGCUGGGCAGCAAACCAGCCUCGAAGGAAUCCGCACAACUGACCGUAGCGGAGCGACUGGAACGACAAAUCAUCAUCGGCGACUGUCAGCUCUACAUGGCCAUGUUAACGUUCAUCAAGCAAGAACUCUCCGCGUACGUCAAGGGCGGAUGGGUCUUGAGGAAAGCGUGGAAGAUCUACAACCGCGCCUACCGCGAGGUGACGGACUUGAUCGCGUACUGCGAAUGGAGGACGGGACAGAAGGUGAACGGUUCUCAGUCGAGUUUGGAUAGCCUAACGGACGGAGAGUCGGACUCUAUUCCACGACAGCUCCCCAGCAAAUCACAGUCAAGCUAUGAGAUUUCGAGAGAGGCCGCGAAAAGUUCCGUAACGACCAGUGCUUCCUGUGAAAACAUUCCCAGCAAGAAUCAAACGUGGAGCGGAGUUUCGAAAAGUAAAUCCGUCGCCAUGGCAAUGGCGACGAGCACAGAGGAUUUACCGUCCGCGGACACGCUAGGGAGGCUUCUUGGCGCGGUGAGUUUCGGCUUCGGACUCUUCCAGUUGACGAUAUCCAUGAUCCCGCCCUCGCUGCUCAAGAUCGUGAACAUGCUCGGGUUCCGCGUGGAACGCGACAUCGGGCUGAAGUGUCUGAAGACGGCGAGCAAAAGCCAGGACAUGAAAGCACCACUGGCAACGUUGUCGUUGCUAUGGUAUCACUUGGUUGCCACGCCUUUCUUUGCCUUGGGAAGUGGUGGUGCAGAGCAAGGUCUCUGUGAGGCAGAGAAGAUCUUACGUGAGAACGAAGCCUCGUACCCGACAUCUGCACUCUUCCUGUUCUUCAAGGGUCGACUUCUCAGACUCAGGUGUCAGAAUGAAGAGUCCCUGGCUGUGUAUAACCAAGCCCUAGAAGCCUGCAAGGACCAAAGAGAGAUCCAGCUUCUCUGUGUGUACGAGAUCAGCUGGUCCCAGCUACUGAAGUUGAACUUUGCAGAGGCACUGAGUGGAUUUCAAAGGUUGAAAGAAGAGUCCAGGUGGUCUCAGUGCUACUAUGCUUACCUCUCAGCAAUCUGCUAUGGUGCACAGGGAAAGAUCCCUGAGGCCCGAGACAUGUUCAAACAAGUGCCCAAAUUUGCACAGAAGAAGAGGAACCCACUGGAACUCUACACCGUUAGGAAGGCCCAGCAGUUCCUGAAGGCUGGUAAGAAGAACCAGACCAGGGAGUAUGUGAUGUUGUUAGCGCUGGAGGUCCUGUACUUGUGGAGAGCCCUCCCCACCUGCGACACGGACGACCUUCAAAAGAUGCUACAAGAAUGUGGUAAGGUGACAGACCAGAGUCUGAUCUCCAUGGGGUUCCUGAUCGAGGGAUCAAUCCACAGUAUCCUUGGGAAUAGGGACGAGGCCAUGACUUGUUUCGAAGCUGCCCUGGCCAAGUCUUCCAGUCCACACCAGGAACAACAUGUGGCACCGUUCGCCUGUUAUGAGUUAGGAGUUCUGUACCUGGAGAAAGCAGAGACACAUGACCAAGGAAAGGCCCUUCUAAUCAAAGCAAAGGAUGGCUACAAGGACUACGACUUUGAGAACCGCCUGCGUAUCCGUGUCCACGCGGUGUUACGCCACAUGAAGGACAUUCCCGUCGAACAACCAGAACCAGACGAAGACAAGGAAGUCGAAGACGAUGACUGAAACUGCGACAUACCAUUCAUUGAAUGUUUUCUUGCCAGUUCAUUACUUUAAUCCUACCAUAUUCUAUGUGAAACCGGAAUGGUUUGUUCCAAUCUUACUGUGAUUUUAGAUCUGUAGAAUGGAAUGUACCAUUCUGUUGGAGGGUGUUGGGUUGACAGGGCAGUCAUCUUUCUUAUUUCCUGAAAAGCCCAUUUAUUUUCAGUGGGACUGUUUUUGAAUUUGUUGUCCAGCAAGAAAUACAUAUACUAUGACUUAUGCCAGGAAUUACAUGAUGAUAGUGUUUUAAAUUAGUAUUUUUUUUUUCUUAGACAGCCAAUACAGUGCCACCAAAAAAUCUUCGAUAAAUGAGCUUUGCAGGUAAGAAAAAAGUUAUACAUAUUUAGCUAUAGCCCUGGACAAAACGUUUAAUUUCCGUCUUGUUUUUUUUUGGAGAUUCAACUAUGGAUAGAAUUUAAUUUAGAACCGAAAACAAAAUGCUCUCCAUAAAAAAAAGAAUGUAUACGUGUGAAUGUUGCAUUAUGACAAAGUGACCACUCUCAGUCAAUCACUGCGACAAAAUAGAAAAAUUAUGUUUCAAUCUCUCAAUAUUUCUUCCAAGCUAGAGAGCAAACCCCAAAAAUAAGACAAUUUCUUGUGAAAAAUAACAAUUAUAAUAGAUUGAAGUUGAUUUUGAUGUAGGUAAUUUUGACUAGAGACAGAAUCAUAAUAUAUAUUCACUAUACUGUUUACUGAUUUUUUUGCCUGUAUCAUUUUUAGUGUAAAAAAAGGUGGCCCUUCCAACAGUGUUCAAAUCAUAACCUCUGGGUCACAUGAUUAUGUGUUGCCCAUAUUUGGUAGCACGAUGAUGCUAUACUAGUACUAUUAUGGGAUAGGCUCUGAGAAUAUGACAAAACUAUUGGUAAAAGAGAGACACUUUGCUAUUCUUUUUGAAAAUUAGUUAGAUCAAAGCAAUCUAAAUUAAAACCUACACUUAGUCUACAAUAUACAUAUAGAAGAAAAUUUAAUAUUAAAAUCUGUUUUGUGAUUUGAAUACAGAUAAUCAGCCUUUGUGUAUGUAAAUCUUAUAGAUAAAAUCCAAAAAUUUAUUCUUAGGAUAAAUUUCAAAUUAUAAUAACUAAAGAUAUAGUUAACUAUUGACUAUGCAGAAAUUUAUAAACUUAAAGCAUAUCAUUAGCUUUUCUGGCUUCAAGGGAAAUUUGUCAGAUUUAAUAAAACUUCUCAGAAUAUUCUAUUGCAGAUUUGUAAGCUAGAAUUGUAAUAGAUUUGAUUGUUUUAUUGACAAUUUGCAGUGAAAAGAUUAUUGAAGUAAUCUGAUAUGCUGAACAUGUUGAAAUGUCAAGAAAAAUGUCUCUUAUAUUACUAAGUAUUGCCUCUUUAAAGAUGUAUGUUUGCGCCAUAGUUAAUAGUGAUAUCGGUGUUGGUCUAUCACAUGAUUCUAUUACACAAAAUUAUGUAGUAAGACAACAAAAAACAAUCAGACUGUAUAUACAGCUAUGUAAAAUACAUCGUAACACAGAAAGACAUUCAGAUAAAAGUGCUUAAUUUCUACAUUUGUCUUGGCUUAGGCAUCGUCAAUUUGACACAAUCUUGACGUAUAUACCAAAACAUUUGUAGUACUAUUUGUAAAAUUUGAAACUUGUAGCCUGUCUUUACAAUUUGCUGGAAAUUUUUCUUUCUAAAAUUACAUAUAUAUAUAUAGUUAAUACAUGCAUCAGCUAUUUGUUCAAUGAUUGUGGUGAACAGCUAGAAAAAUGUUGGUAUGGUGAAAGUGUGGUGUAAAUUGCUGCUUCUUGUUAUUAAAAUUAUGUGAUUAAAAAAAGGGAAAAUCA